AAAAUCCCGAUUAUACCUUAAAUAUUCAAGAUGUCUGGAGGACCAGUUCCAAUUUGGAAGAAGUACACCACCGGCUCGACCGGUAUCUGGGAAAAACUCAGACAAUUCUUAGUUUUGGUACCCAACAGAUCUUCUGGUAACCCAGUAGUUGCCCUUUACAGAAACCCACCACCAGGUGCCCGUAUUUCCGAGUCCCAAGCCUACAAGGAAGCCAUCACCAUCCCAGCUGGUGACAUCAGAAACAAUGCAUACCACAAGAGAGACUACAGAAGAAACUACCCACAAGUGCAUGGUUUCAACCAAGCCAAGGUUUCCGGCUUAUUGAAGUUGGGUUCCGUUUCCCUUCCAAGAAUUUCCGUUGGUGACAAGGGUACUCAAGAAUUGGCCACCUACACCGGUAGCUCCGACGUAAGUCUUGCCACCACCUUGUCCUCCAUUCCAGCCGAUGUUGUUAAGGGUGAAGUUUUGGGUGCUUCUGGUGAACCAAUCGUUGCCCCAUCUCUCAAGAAGUUCAACUGGACCAUUUUAAGAGAACCACAACAUGGUAUGUACACUGAAGACUACCCAUGUCGUAUGUUCACCGAAGCCAAGGCUACUCAAUAGAGUGAAUGGUGAAUGUUUUUGGAGGUUGUGAGAGAAGUUUGGUGUAGAUGAUUGCAUAUGUAAAUUGUUAUAU
This is a messenger RNA of [Candida] anglica, 676 nucleotides long. The record is from the annotation of a GenBank genome assembly. NCBI's taxonomy places the organism in Eukaryota, Fungi, Ascomycota, Pichiomycetes, Serinales, Debaryomycetaceae.